CGAUCCUCAAGUCUCCAACUGCAAGCCAUGCGGCUUCUCAAGUGUAUCCUGACCCUUGUGGUCCUCUCCUGUGCGGUAACUCCCUCCUUCACAGCUCCAAGAACUUCCAAAUCGAAACGAACUCCCGAGCCCGUGGAAUCCGUUCCAGCAGUUCAAGAAGACAAAUCGGACAUCAAGGACGUUACUAGAGCAAAGAAACAAACGACGACAUUCUGCGUCGAAAUCAAGGCAGGAAAGCCAGUGAAAACAGAAUGUGAUGAAACCCAACAAGGGAAAAAACCAGAGGCCGUGUUCGUUUUGCCACCGGGAAACCAGCCGAGCGUCUCUUACGUUCAAGUGCCAGUUGUUCACCAGUACCCAGGAAUGCACAUGAAACCGCAACAGCGACCACAACCACUACAGCCAAAUUACACACCAGGAUCAGCACCUGGAUCAGCACCAGGAUCAGCACCUGGAUUAGCACCAGGAUCAGCACCUGGAUCAGCACCAGGAUCAGCACCAGGAUCAGUACCAGGAUCAGCACCAGGAUCAGCACCAGGAUCAGCGCCACAACAGCCCAUUUACAAACCAGGACUAGGACCAGCGCCAGCACCAGGAGCAGGACAACAACCAUCCAAUUAUGGAGCAGCACCAUCAUCACAGCCUGAUUACGAAUCAGUACAACCACCACCGCCUCAUAUAGAGAUAGAUUUCAUCAAUGGAAUUCCAUCAGGCACCAUCCAAUAUCCACCAGGCGCCGUCCAAUAUCCACCAGGCGCAUCUGUCAUAAUUCCAGGUUCACAGGGUCAUAUAAGCUUUCCAGGUUUUUCGAUAACCCCAUCAGGCGUUUCCGGGGGUUCAGGUUUUCCAGCUUCUACAGGUACCUCAGGAUCUCCACCAGGAUGUCCACCCUGCCCUCCAUGCUACUGCCAACAAUCCUCUCCUGUCCAACCGUUGCUCUCGAUCUACAGGAAUGCCCUCGAUGAGCAGGCAGCCAUGUUGAACGCCGCAAUAGAUCCAAGGAUGAUGAUCAUACCUGGGAUGGAUCAGAGGAGUGCUGGUAUGUUAUUAAUACCGGGAAUGGAGCAGAGGAGUGCUGCAACGUCGAUAAUUCCGGGGCUGGAGCAGAGGAAUGCUGAUAUGACGACGAUCCCGGGGAUGGAGCAGAAGAAUGCUAAUAUGGUGAUGAUCCCGGGGAUGGAACAGAGAAAUGCUGAUAUGGUGUUGAUCCCGGGGAUGGAGCAGAAGAAUGCUGGGAUGUUGACUAUUCCAGGGACUGAUCAGAGAGCCUCGGGAACGAUGAUGCCAAUGGAUCAUAUUACCGCAACGAUGGGAACGGCACCAAGUCCCAUGGGAAUAAACAUGAGAACUGCGCAGGCGAUAGACUCCCUUACGGAGACUAUGAAACAAUACCAUAUACCCCAAAUACAGAGGCAAUCUCAAUAUCCUGCUAAUCAGCCUUACUUCGCCAGGUAUGGAUCACCAGAAAUUACAAAUUCUGUUUUGCCUACGGGAAGAUUUGCGAUGAUUCCAGACAUGCAGAACAUGGGCCUAUUGCCGGGAAUGCAAAGAAUAGCGGAUCCAAGGUGCUCCGAAUCUAGCCAUCCUCAACCUCUGGUUGUCGUUCAUCCUCCCCCCGGGCAGAUACAAAGUUUCAAAAAUGAGGGAAGAACCAAGCAGUGGACCCUCAGAUCGGUAGAUCAGGCUGGAGAGAAUUCAGAGUUGCAAACUGAGGUUCUAGGUCCAUCAGCACAAGAAGUAGAAGCUCCUGUGCCGUCAGAGGAAAAGAUUGAACUGAUACCAAGUCAGAUCAUGAAUCAAAUGAGAGCCAAUGCACCUGCGCAACGGAACACCCGGGAGGAGAACUCUGACGCUAACGUUCAGAUGAGCUUCAUCGGACCUGGUGGACAAUCGUAUCUUCUUGGAGCCCCUAAAGGUGAAGUGGGAGAGAAGAGAGACGAACUUACCAAGCGAGAUGUCGAAGCCACUGGGAAUACCGUAGAAUAGUUGAAAUUAAUAUAAUCGUAAAAGUAUCAUUUUUAUAUGAAUUUCUAAUUAAUAAAUAAAUUUUGACAUAAUUGAAGAUUAAA
Molecule: messenger RNA, 2069 nt
Organism: Diachasma alloeum
Lineage: Eukaryota; Metazoa; Arthropoda; Insecta; Hymenoptera; Braconidae
Product: transcription initiation factor TFIID subunit 4
Exons: 2
Coding region: 28-1986 (652 amino acids)
Source: RefSeq, a predicted model, not a curated record